Messenger RNA from Oryctolagus cuniculus (rabbit), 1299 nucleotides. Its product is annotated as olfactory receptor 1L4-like. Gene Ontology annotation, biological process: G protein-coupled receptor signaling pathway. Gene Ontology annotation, molecular function: olfactory receptor activity; G protein-coupled receptor activity. The record is from RefSeq and is a predicted model, not a curated record. NCBI's taxonomy places the organism in Eukaryota, Metazoa, Chordata, Mammalia, Lagomorpha, Leporidae. Gene Ontology annotation, cellular component: membrane.
AGGAAACCCAGAGACAUGGAGACAAAGAACCACAGCACCAGCACUUCCGGCUUCAUCCUCCUGGGCCUCUCUUCCAACCCGCACCUGCAGAGACCCCUCUUUGCCGUCUUCCUCGCCAUGUACCUGGUCACCGUGGUGGGGAACGUGCUCAUCAUCCUGGCCAUCCACUCCGACUCCAGGCUCCACACCCCCAUGUACUUUUUCCUCAGCAACUUGUCCUUCAUGGACAUCUGCUUCACAACAGUCAUUGUGCCCAAGAUGCUCGUGAACUUGCUGUCUGAGACAAAGGCCAUCUCCUACGUAGGCUGCCUGGUCCAGAUGUACUUCUUCAUGGCUCUGGCAAACACGGACAGCUACCUGCUGGCCUCCAUGGCCGUCGACCGCCUGGUGGCCAUCUGCUACCCCUUGCACUAUGACGUGGCUAUGAACCCACGACGGUGCCUCUUCCUGCUGCUGGGGUCUUGCACCAUCUCCCACCUGCACGCGCUCUUCCGCGUGCUGCUCAUGUCCCGCCUGUCUUUCUGUGCCUCCCAUGUCAUCAAGCACUUUUUCUGUGACACCCAGCCUGUGCUGAAGCUGUCCUGCUCCGACACAUCCUCCAGCCAGAUCGUGGUCAUGACCGAGACCCUGGCUGUCAUUGUGACCCCCUUCCUGGGCAUCCUCUUCUCCUACCUGCGAAUCAUCAUCGCUGUGCUCAGAAUCCCCUCUGCAGCGGGGAAGUGGAAGGCCUUCUCCACCUGUGGCUCCCACCUCACCGUAGUGGCCCUGUUCUAUGGCAGUGUCAUCUACGUCUACUUCAGGCCCCUGUCCAUGUACUCAGUGGUGAAGGACCGGGUGGCCACGGUUAUGUACACAGUAGUGACGCCCAUGCUCAACCCUUUCAUCUACAGCCUGAGGAACAAAGACAUGAAGAGAGGCUUGAGGAAAUUAAGGGAGAGAAUUUACUCAUAGAAAGAACCACAACUGGGCCACAAUAUCUAAGGGGUUAUCAGGUUAUCUUUCCUUCUUACCCAUUCUCCACAGAACACUCAAAAGUGUCAUGAGAAGUGGUUUUGCAUUCUUGUGAGAGCUCUGGCCUGGGAAAAACACUUGGUGUCUAUUAACGGCUUUCACCAAAUACAUAUUCAAUCCCUGACCAAUUAUUACUGCGAACCCAAAUUUCAGGAAAAUUGUUUUAAUCAUCCCCAGUAGAUUGGCAACAUUUUACUGGGAUAACGCUGUCUCCAGUGAACUCUUCUAUAAACCUAACUGUGGUUAGUACUCAGUGAGUUAAAAUUUCUUAUUAAUUUUCAGUAGAAA